This is a messenger RNA of Topomyia yanbarensis, 5789 nucleotides long. RefSeq names its product citron rho-interacting kinase (gene sti). Gene Ontology annotation, biological process: peptidyl-threonine phosphorylation; actomyosin structure organization. Gene Ontology annotation, molecular function: ATP binding; protein serine/threonine kinase activity. The transcript has 6 exons. Bases 178 to 5697 code for a protein of 1839 amino acids. Gene Ontology annotation, cellular component: actin cytoskeleton; cytoplasm. The record is from RefSeq and is a predicted model, not a curated record. NCBI's taxonomy places the organism in Eukaryota, Metazoa, Arthropoda, Insecta, Diptera, Culicidae.
CUUCUUCAACGGUUUCUCUUGAUGUUUCGUUACGCAGGAAAGUGCACUGUAUAUUACCGGAAAAAAUGGAUUUUUGUGCAGUGAAUACGUAUUAAUUUCGAUCAAAUUUAUCAGAUUAGUUAGUUUAAAUACAAAUCUUGUGAAUUGUAUUGUGCGCACAAACAAUUUCCCCGGAGAAUGGGCAGUACUCAAAUAAGCGCGCGCACAGCGCGUUUGAAUGGAUUGAUUCUCGGUCGUUCGACUGCGACAGCGGAGGAUCUUUUUCCGGCUACCAUGGAUCAAGUCAGCGACGUAUCGCUAGAGACGGCAAUUUCCCGGGAAGGCCUACUAGAUUCGCUUGUUGUCCUGUACGAUGAGUGCAGCAAGGAUGCUAUCAAAAAGAAGGAUAAAAAUGUCGCAGACUUUGUCAACAAAUAUCGACCGAUAAUUAAGGAAACUCGUUCAAUGCGAGUCAACGUCAACGACUUUGACGUGAAGAAUCUUAUCGGAAAGGGAUACUUUGGAGAAGUUCAUUUGGUGUAUGAACGUGGUCAGAAAAACGGCGAAGUGUAUGCUAUGAAGAAGAUGUGCAAAGCAAUGGCAACUUCCACACAAAUUCGUGAGGAGCGAGAUAUUAUGGCGUCCAGACGGUCAGAAUGGAUUACCUCACUGCAGUAUGCAUUUCAGGAUCAAGAAUGCCUAUACUUGGUGAUGGAGUAUCUUCCGGGUGGCGAUCUACUCAGUCUAAUGAUUCGUGUCGGUAUAUUCGAUGAAGAGCUGGCUCAGUUCUAUCUCGCUGAACUGACGCAGGCGUUGCACUCUCUGCACACACUUGGCUAUGUUCACCGCGAUAUCAAACCGGAAAACAUUCUGCUGGAUCGAUUUGGACACUUAAAACUGGCGGACUUUGGCAAUGCGAUUACCAUAAACAAGGACGGCAGUGUAACUAGCAUUACACCGGUAGGUACGCCUGAUUAUGUCGCACCUGAGUUACUGCAAGCCCUGUCCACCACGUCACGGUCACCCAGAAGCAAUCACGAUGUGACCUGUGAUUUUUGGUCCAUGGGUAUUAUUGGGUAUGAAUUUUUGACGGAAUCGACGCCGUUCCACGAUGAGAAUGUGAAUGAAACCUACUCGAAAAUUAUGGCUCAUUGUGAGGGAAGAUACACCAACAAAUUGGAAUAUCCGGCGCAUGUGUCGAUUUCCUCUCACUACAGAGAUCUCAUCGAUAGACUCGUGACGAAGGUGUCUAACCGAAUGGGAUACGCUGAGAUCAAGAAGCAUCCAUUCUUCAGUGAUGUAAAUUGGGAAAAACUAAGGUACCGAAUUCCUCCGAUAAUUCCUACCGUUAGUAGUGAUGAUGAUACGUCCAACUUUGAGGACGUCGACAAAUCGAUCAAACGAAAUGCAUUUACCAGCAAACCAACCUAUCCGAUCUCCAAAGUGCACGAUUUCAGCGGACAAAACCUCCCAUUCCUUGGUUAUAGCUACGUUUAUGAGGAAUCGGAUCCUGCGGGAAAAUAUCGCGAUACUGACGAGCACAUGGCAACGGCAAGGUUAUCGCAGAAAAUCAAAGAGCAGGAUCGAUUGAUCAAGGAGCACAAUGAAGAAAUUCACCAGCUCCAGCGAGGUCUGCUGGAACGGGAUCGCAAAAUUGCCACAUUAAAUGCUCAUAGCAAAAUUUUUGGUGACACCAAAAAAGAAAUGGAAAAUUUGCAGGAACUGCUAAAGACUAAGACCGCUGAACUUGCGACGGCAAAGACAGAUAUAAAAAACCUGCGAAAUAGGUUCAAAAUUGAAGAAGAGCAACGCCUGAAGAACGAAGCAACCUUGGCUGAUAUGCUAAAGCAAACAUAUAAAAAGUGGGAAAAAGCCAAACAAUCAUCGGAUCAGAUCUAUGAGAAGCAAAUUGCUGAAAGACGUACAGAGUUUAAUGCCUUGAAUGACAAGUUUCGAUCGCAAUCUAACGAGCUUCGCACGAAGGUGGACGAGUGCAGUCAGCUGCAGUCGAUGGUUGAAAAUUAUAAGGAUCUGCUGAGAAAGUCAAAAGAUAAGUUGUUGGUGGACAAGGAAGAGUACGAUCACAGCCACGAGCAGCUGGUGGCAACUUACGAGGCAAAAAUUAUUGAAUUGAAGCAGAAGUGGAAAACUGAGAAGGAACUUCGUGGAAAGCAGGAGGAGGACAAUCGAGAGCUUCGUUCGCGGCUUAAGGAGUAUGAGCGUGACGUAAAGAGUACAGAACAUUCGCACCAGAAGUUUGUGGAUAAUCUCAAAAGAAGAAUGACCAUCCAGCUGGAAGAGGCCAAGCAGGUUUCGGACCAAAUAAGCGAAGAGAUGCAGCAAAAGUGUAACAAUUUGCGGAAGGAGAUUACCAAACUACAGGAGCAAAGUGUUUCGUGUAGCACUAGCACCAGCAGCAACAGAAGUUCGAUGUUGAGCGUAAAUGAACAGGAGUUUAAAAGUGCCAACUCCAGCUUACAGGAACUACACACGCAUGUGGAAGAACAGCUGCGGAAUGAUUUGCUUAAAGCAAGAGAAAGCGAAGAUCUGCAGCGCAAACGAGCUGACGGAUUGAAGGAGGUUGUUUCGCGCCUGGAGAAGAUCAUCGAUCAGUUCAAGACUGGACCAGCUGCGAGCGGAUCGGAUUCGACAUCGACGACAACAUCGCUAUUGGAACGUCAAAACGAGCGUUUGGAAGGCAGAUUGAAUGUCGUGCGGGAGCAGUCGAUUCUGGAUAAGCAAUCGGCUCGGACUGCCAAUUUGUCGCUGUGGAAGCUGGAAAAAGAAUUGGAUCGGAUUAAGUUGGACAAUUCUAUUCUUGGUCGCAAAGUAGAACAGGCAGAUGAACGUGCUAACAAGAUAAGAAAGGAAAAGGAAGAGGCAGAAUUUAAAAUUAAACAGGCUGAAGAGACUGUUGCAAAUAAGGUGAAGCAGAUUGAAGAUUUGAAGGACGAUAUUCGUUUGUUGAAGGAUGAUUUGAAAAAGGAGAAAAAUAUUAGAGAUUCAACGGAAAGAGGGCGGCUUGCAGAUAAAGCUGAUCUAAUAGCAGCUACAGCAAAGUUACAGAGUAUGGAGGAUAAGUUGGAUGAGAUGAAACUCAAAGCUAGCCAGGCUAAUGAUAAUUUGAGGGUCAUGACUUCGGAAAAUUCACGACUCCUUCGUGAGUUGAAUGAAUGCCAGGAGGAACUAUCGAGUACUGAGGAAUCGAAAAAACAAUUAGAGGAAAAGUUGUCUUCCGUUACCAAGAAUUUCAACAUGUUGAAGGGAGCUUGCAGUAUCACCGAGACUCAGUUAACGGAACUGGAGAUUCUACUGACUAAAGAGCAAAAACGGAACAAGGAAAACCAAGAGAAAAUUAACGGCUUAUGGAAAGAAAUGAAUGAAAAGGACUCGGAAAUUGCCAAAUUACAUCAGGAACUGCAUCAGGAACAAUCGUCCAAAACAAUGAACGAGUCAAAAACUGCUCAACUCGAGUCUGAGUAUCAGAAAUUGAGACAAAAGUUCGAAGAUCUGCAGAAGCAAAUGGUCGAACAACAGAAAGAGCUUAUUGAAAAGACGACUAGUCUUUUCGAAGUUCAAGAACGUAUAGAACUGUUAAACUUGGAUACAGCAAAUCUUCAGAAGGUUGUAUCAAACUAUGAACAUGAACACCUACUUCUCAAGGAGGAGAAUUCCAAAGUGCUAACCGAUUUGUUUAUGGCUAAGGAACACAUAACCAUGCAAAAUAAUGAGAUUAAAGACUACAAGAACCAGAUCAACCAGCUGAACAACGAACUCGAUCACGUCAAGAAGGUCCUUGCUGAACAAAAAACAUUCUAUUCAGAACGAAACAUCAAAUCGGAGGCCACACUAGAUCAGUACAAAAAACUCAUCGAUUUUUUGCAAGCUCGCGUAGACGAAAGUGCACAUAAGAAGAAAAAGUCUUUCGCUGACAAAAUAUUUGGCACUAGUGGACAUGAUAAGAAGGAAAAUGUACCUCCAAAUCCGAUCAUAAUUGAAAAUACGACCAGCUACAAAAGGCUGCAGGAAGAGCUACAGAAAGAACGUCAGCGAACCAACCAGCUAAAGGAGCAACUUUUGCGAACGAAGACAGAUAUGAUUGCGAUGCAAGGAUCACUGAAAAAGGCUAAAAAAGACGAAGAGAAUCAGCAGCAGUUGGAAGCUGAAAUCGUCAGGGAAAACCCUCUACCGGAAAGAACACCUUCGAAGGUGCAGAGGCAAACGUCGAAAAAGUCAUGUAACACGGGAAAGACAAAAGCGCACACUUUUGAUAUGACGCUUGAAACUUCCUCCUCAAAAAAUCCCAUCCAACUCUGUAAUGUUUGCGACAGGCAUAUUUUGGCCGGUCAUCCCUACUGGAAGUGUACGGUUUGCGCAAAGAAUGUUCACCGGAAGUGUAGAUCGGGAGUAAGUAAUGAUUGCCAAGGAGAUGGUGAUUUGGAUUCGUUGGCAAAUGAACUGUUGCAGGAGAGUGGCGCCACUAGCGAUACGGAAUCGGUACAAGAUAGAGUUAGUUUGAUGGGAACUGACUCGGGUCCUGUUAGUAGCGCAGAUGAGAAGGCUGAUGAUGAAGAAGAUAAAUAUGUUGGUGAUUUGCUGUUCAAAACCCGGCGACUCGAACCAAAUUUGAUCAUCAAUGAUGUGUACGAUGUAAACGAAAGCGUGGUACUGUUAGCUACUGACACGGGAAUACAUUCUUACAACGUGGACACAGCGGAGUCCGUGCAGAUCAAGGGCAUAUCUAGCGUGAAGGCCUUUGCAAUCUCGCAGCACAUUCCAAAGGCAAUCAUCAUCGGCAACGACGGCGAGUACCUGUAUCAGUGCGAUGUACGUCACUUGCAGAGCCGUGCUCAAGCUUCCUCUUGUCUGUCUCCCAAGCUGGAGACUUUCGUACUGGAUCUUUCGAUUGCCAACCGGACCCAUAGCGAACGGUGGCAUCUGGUUCGCAUGAUGGACGAAGUUUCAUCGCAACAAUUAUCGGAUGCGAUCGCGAUAGCGGCCACUUCUUCACGGAUAGUCAUUCUUAAAUUUGAUGUUACUUUGGGACGAUUUAAACCGGUUCGGGGUUUGGAUACGGUUCUACCAGUUUCGUCGGUACUCUUCACCAGACACACCGCCAUUGUAAGUUCGGAUAAGUUCUUUGAAAUCGAUCUUAUAUCGUUCGGUGCGGAGGAGUUUUUGGAUAUGUCGGACUCCAGUUUGAGGGACAUUCGAUCUUGCACCCCGGUGGCAGUCUUCAAAGUAAACAGUCAGGAGUUCCUGCUUUGCUUCAAAGAAGUUGGAAUCUUUGUAGACGAGUACGGGUGUCGUUCCCGACCAGACAACAUUAACUGGCUACAGGAGCCACUCGAUUUCAAGUACCGAGAGUCUUGCCUAUUUAUUGCCCAUUCGGAUUGCGUGCAAGUGAUGUACGUAAGUAAGUCGUACACAAAGGAGCGCGAACGCAAGGAAUCUGCCGAUGAGCGAAGGGCUUUUGUUAAUCUUAACUCGCCUAAACUGUUGUCAUUCUAUGACUUUGCGCGAACUAGUAUUUAUGUGGCUUGCGAGUGUGGACAUGAUCGGGAACAAGAAAUUAUUAAACUUGAUGGGUACAAAGCGCUGCAAACAACAUCACCGGGCGUUGGUAGUUCGAUGGAAACCUUGUCCAGUAUGGCCAGUUACCCAACGACGGUAGCUCAGAGCAAUGAGACCAUAUCGACGCUUGGGCAAGCCGUGUAAGUACUUCAAUAACAUACACACUCAUUUUAGAUUACGGACUGUUGUUUUUAGAAGUAUGUGUGCUUAAUAAAGAUUUUACUUCUCUGAAAUAA